Molecule: messenger RNA, 426 nt
Organism: Colletotrichum lupini
Lineage: Eukaryota; Fungi; Ascomycota; Sordariomycetes; Glomerellales; Glomerellaceae
Exons: 2
Coding region: 1-426 (141 amino acids)
Source: RefSeq, a predicted model, not a curated record
AUGAUCCCGGCGAGUCAAGCUGGAAGUUGCAACCUCCUUCUAAGCCCCGUCCAGCGUUCAGUCGUUGCUUUCAGAGGACGGAGGGAGGAGGAGGAAUUUUCAGCCCUAGAUAUGGGUAGAAAGCGAUGUGGCAUGUGGAGAAUUUCAGGAAACGUAGACGAUAGCUGCGGUAUAGCAUUCCCACUGGCUACUUCGAAACUUGCAACAAUCAAUGGCACCUUUGCAGCCCUUCGUCUUGUGUGGACAUGUAUGGACGGCUUUGAACUGAUUACCGGCACUACAGCGGAAGUCAUUCGGAACCUACACGGCCGCCCAGACGGCGUCAAGUCAAUUAUGGUCAUAUAUGUCACAUGGAGAAAAGACAAUCAAGUGAACAGAGAGUUUGGAGUUCCAUUGAAUCCAAGAGACUACAACAUGUAUCUAUGA